Molecule: messenger RNA, 3264 nt
Organism: Monosiga brevicollis MX1
Lineage: Eukaryota; Choanoflagellata; Craspedida; Salpingoecidae
Exons: 5
Coding region: 1-3018 (1005 amino acids)
Biological process (GO): ubiquitin-dependent protein catabolic process; DNA damage response; protein ubiquitination
Cellular component (GO): nucleus; cytoplasm
Molecular function (GO): ubiquitin activating enzyme activity
Source: RefSeq, a predicted model, not a curated record
AUGGCGGCUGAGAACCAGGACAUUGAUGAGGGAUUGUAUUCCCGCCAGCUUUACGUGCUGGGCCAUGAAGCCAUGAUGAAGAUGAAGAACUCGGACGUUCUCAUUUCCGGUGUUGGUGGUGUCGGCAUUGAAAUUGCCAAGAACGUUUGCCUGGCUGGCGUCAAGUCAGUGACCAUUCACGAUCCCAAGGUCGUUGAGAUUCGGGAUCUCUCUUCUCAGUUUUUCCUGAAAGAGGAGGAUGUGGGCAAGACCAGGGCAGCGGCAUCAGCACCUCACCUGUCCGAGCUCAACAGCUACGUGCCCGUCACCGCCUACGAGGGCGAGCUCACCGAUGAUUUUGUCGCCAAGUUUCAAGUUGUCGUCCUCACCGAGUCGACCCUGCAGGAGCAGAUCCGCGUGAACAAGGUGACCCACACCAACAACAAGGCUCUCAUUGUGGCCAGCACCCGUGGUCUCUUUGGCCAGCUCUUUUGCGACUUUGGCCCCGACUUUGCCGUUGUGGACACCAACGGGGAGCAGCCCCGCUCUGCCCUCGUCGUCAGCAUCACCAAGGACAAGGAAGGCGUUGUGACGGUGCAUGACGACGCUCGCCACGACAUGGAGGACGGUGACUUUGUCACCUUUAGUGAAAUCCAUGGCAUGGAGGAGCUCAACGGUUGCGAGCCCCGCCCUAUCAAGGUGACCGGUCCCUUCACCUUUACCAUUGGUGACACGACGGGCAUGACCGAUUACGUGCGUGGUGGUAACGUUACUCAAGUUAAAAUGCCCAAGAAAAUGGCUUUCAAGUCACUUGAGGAGAGUCUGAAGGAUCCUGAAUACGUCAUGUCCGACUUUGCCAAGUGGGACCGUCCGGGCCUCUUGCACGUCGGAUUCCAGGCCAUCUCAGCCUUCCGCGAGAAGCACGGCCGCUUCCCUCAGCCCGGCAACACCGCUGAUGCUGAUGACUUUGUGGCUCUUGCCAAGGAAGCCAACGCCAACACGGUGAACGUCGAUCUUGAUGACAAGGUCCUCCGCGCCAUGGCCUCACAGGCUUCGGGUGCCGUGGCCCCGGUUGACGCUGUCAUUGGUGGCAUUGCCGCCCAGGAGGUGAUGAAGGCCUGCUCUGGCAAGUUCCACCCCCUGCAGCAAUACUUUUACUAUGAUGCCCUCGAGGCCCUCCCGGAGCAGCCUGCCGCUGAAGACCUGCAGCCGAUGAACUCGCGCUACGACGGCUUGAUUGCAGUUUUUGGCCAAAAGUUUGUCGAACGCCUCAACCAGCAAAAGUACUUUAUGGUGGGCGCUGGUGCCAUCGGCUGUGAAUUGUUGAAGAACUUUAGCAUGCUCGGUCUCGGCGCCUCCCCGCAGGGCAAGCUGACCGUUACGGACAUGGACACGAUCGAGAAGAGCAACCUGAAUCGCCAGUUCCUUUUCCGCUCCUGGCACGUGGGCAAGCUCAAGUCAGAGUGUGCCACCGAGACGGCUCGCGUCAUGAACCCCAACAUGAACAUUGAGUUUAUGGCCGAUCGUGUCGGUGCUGACACCGAACACAUUUUCCACGAUGACUUUUUCGCCGGCCUGGAUGGCGUGGCCAAUGCCCUCGACAAUGUUGAGGCGCGCCAGUACAUGGACCGCCGUUGCGUUUUCUACAAAAAGCCGCUGCUCGAGUCAGGUACUUUGGGCACCAAGGGCAACACGCAAGUCGUCUUGCCAGGUCUCACCGAGUCCUACAGCUCGUCGCAGGACCCUCCGGAGAAGUCCAUUCCCAUUUGCACUCUCAAGAACUUUCCCAACAAGAUUGACCACACCCUGCAGUGGGCGCGUGAUCUAUUUGAGGGCCUCUAUGCCCAGACGCCCGGCGAUGUCAACAACUAUUUGAGCCAGGCCGACUUUUUGGACAAGGUGUCCAAGCUGCCCGGCUCUACUCCCGUGGAUACUCUUGAGGGCAUCAAGGAUUCCCUCGUGGACAACCGUCCUCGCUCCUUCCAAGACUGCGUCGAUUGGGCCCGUCUCAAGUUUGAGGACCUGUACGUCAAUAAGAUCAAGCAGCUGCUCUUCAACUUUCCUCCCGACAAGACGACCGAGUCGGGGGCACCCUUUUGGUCUGGCCCGAAGCGCUGCCCGACGCCCUUGAAGUUUGAUGUUGCCGAUCCCAACCAUCUGGGCUUUGUUUGGGCCGCUGCUAAUCUUCGCGCCGCCAUUUUCAACCUCAAUGGCGAGCGCGACGUGUCCGUGGUCGCCCAGCUGAUUCAAAACGUCAAGGUGCCCGAGUUUGUGCCCCGAUCCGGUAUCAAGAUUGAGACGGACGAGAAGAAGGCUGAGGAGGAAGCCCAGCGCGUCGCUGCCGACACUGACGAGGUGCAGGUUCUGGCCAAGCAGCUGCCCCCUCGGGGCGAGUUGGCUGGCUUUAGUCUUUCGCCUCAGGACUUUGAGAAGGACGAUGACAGCAACUUUCACAUGGACUUUAUCACGGCCGCGUCCAACUGCCGUGCGCUCAACUACUCGAUCGAGCCCGCUGACAAGCACAAGAGCAAGCUCAUCGCUGGCAAGAUCAUUCCUGCCAUUGCCACCACCACGGCGCUGGUGGCAGGCUUGGUCUGCGUUGAGCUCUGCAAGCUCGUGGCAGGUCUCAAGGACAUUGAGAGCUACAAGAAUGGCUUUGUCAACCUUGCCCUGCCCUUUACCAGCUUCUCCGAGCCCAUUGCUUGCCCCAAGAACAAGUACAAUGACACGGAGUGGACUUUGUGGGAUCGCUUCGAGGUGAAUAGCCCCUUGACGGUCCAGGGUCUGAUUGACUACUUUGAGAAGGAACACCAGCUCGAGGUCAACAUGGUCUCGUGCGGCGUGAGCCUGCUCUAUGCGGCCUUUGGCAUGUCCAAGGACAAGCAAAAGGCCCGUCUCGGUGCCAAGAUUGAGGACGUCGUGCAGGAGGUGACAAAGGAGCCCAUCCGCAAGGGCCAAAAGUACCUGGUCCUGGAAGUCUGCUGCGACGACACUGAGGGCGAGGAUGUGGAGGUCCCCUUUGUCCUGUAUCGUCUCUAAAUCAUGCAGCGCGCGGCGCGCACUGCCAGUAUGCUUGUGGCAGUAUUUCUUGCCAUUUUGCAGCUUUGUCUUUUUUUUUUCUUUUCCCAUGUUCCUCUGCUUCUUCUGCCACACAUGGUUUCGGGUUGAGGUCGUUGGUCGUUGCGUCUCCUUCUCUCUGUGAGUUGUACUACCGUUAGGUUUCGUGCCGCCAACCUCCCGCCUUCUUUUCCCUGUACCAAAACCAAAUUUAUGGCAUUUUCUUGA